Molecule: messenger RNA, 1380 nt
Organism: Aspergillus wentii DTO 134E9
Lineage: Eukaryota; Fungi; Ascomycota; Eurotiomycetes; Eurotiales; Aspergillaceae
Product: putative mitochondrial carrier protein
Exons: 2
Coding region: 212-1195 (327 amino acids)
Biological process (GO): glycine import into mitochondrion
Cellular component (GO): mitochondrial inner membrane; mitochondrion
Molecular function (GO): glycine transmembrane transporter activity
Source: RefSeq, a predicted model, not a curated record
CCUUUGUUUAUCUUCUUUUUCGCAUGGGAUGUGGUCCCUGUAGCUUGCAGUGUGACCAUCGUGUGGUCUUUCUUGUCAUCCAUUGCUCACCGCUGUACAUUGCUGUACAGCUUCAUUCUCCAACGACUAAUUUUUUGCUGCACCUUUACCUUUUUCCCCUGCCAAUUCGCAUGCUCUCAGGAAUUGACCUGCAGAGUUCAUACAUAAGAAAAUGGCCAACAAUGCCGCAUACGCUGUACCGCAGGUGAAAACAACCUCCACCUCAUCAAAAACCACCUUUCACUUCGCGGCCGGUCUCUGCUCUGGUCUCUCCUCUGCCAUCCUUCUCCAACCGGCCGAUCUCCUCAAAACCCGAAUCCAACAGUCUCACAACGCCUCGCUCCUACCCACUCUCAAAACCAUCCUCUCCUCUCCUCAUCCCAUCCGCAAUCUAUGGCGUGGUACUCUUCCUUCGGCCCUCCGAACGGGCUUCGGAUCCGCCUUGUAUUUUACCAGUCUUAAUGCCCUACGUCAGAGCCUCGCGCAGUCUAGGAUGCCGCUCUUCCUCGCCGAUAAUAGUAUUGACAACACCGCCGGGUCACUUUCGGCUCUCCCGAAACUCUCCAACACAGCCAACCUUGCAACGGGAGCCGCAGCGCGGACGGCUGCUGGUUUCGUGAUGAUGCCCGUUACGGUGAUCAAGGUACGCUACGAAUCAGACUACUACGCAUAUCGAAGUCUUGCUGGAGCGGGGCGAGACAUUGUGCGGACAGAAGGUAUGCGAGGACUAUUCUCAGGCUUUGGUGCAACUGCUGCGCGGGAUGCACCAUAUGCAGGACUGUACGUCCUUUUGUACGAGCAAUUUAAGCGGUACUUGUCUUCUAUGAGCAAUCCCGGGAAAAACGAUGGGCAAUUGACGUCGUCCCCGUCCAUCAACUUUGUCUCGGGUGGAUUAGCGGCUGGUCUCGCUACGGCAAUCUCCAAUCCAUUUGACGCAGUCAAGACCCGACUCCAACUGAUGCCCGGCAAGUACGGGAACAUGCUUCGCGCCGUUAGAUUGAUGAUUCAGGAAGAUGGGAUGCGGAGUUUAUUGGGGGGUCUGGGACUCCGUAUGGGUCGGAAAGCGCUGAGUUCAGCGCUUGCGUGGACAGUGUACGAGGAGCUUAUCCUUCGCGCGGAGAAACACUGGGCAGCCAACAAACAGAUAAGUCUAUGAGACACAUGAACCGUUCUCUUCUUUCGCCUUAUCUUAUCACGGCACUUCCCGACAUUUUGCUCAUCGGCCACGAAUCCUCUCCUUACCUUGUAUUUGCUAUUCGAUUCGCAUUGGGAUAUCAGGAGUUUUAGGAGAACUGUAUAAAAAGCAGAGACGUUUGAUCAACAAAAAUGGACAAGAACUAA